UACUGGAGCAAUCCCUGCUGAGCUGCCGUAGCACGGCUUUCCUUUGCAACCGCCCAACCCGCAGGAAACCCAGUGAUAGGUGGUUCAGGGGAGAAUUAAUAUUAAAACUGGAUUUACGUUAUUUUCGGUUAACUUUUUUGUGUUAUCAUGGAGGAACCAAUUUCAGUUUUGCGCUGUCUUGGGGAAUAUCAUAGCGCGGAACUGUUUAAUGAGGACAAUGUGAAGACGGUUACUUCAAUCGAACAGAAAAAAGUUGAAGACAGUGUACAAGACGUAUUCAAUGCUUACAAGAUAAAUCACAGAUUGUCACCACCCAGCCUGCAACGGGAGCAGCAUUACAUCUAUUUAAAGAGGGGUUUACGACAUCUUUCAGAUGCCUACGAGUGUCUUGAUGCCAGCCGGCCCUGGCUUUGCUAUUGGAUCCUACACAGCCUGGAGCUCCUGGAUGAAUCAGUCCCUUCAUCUGUAGCAUCAGAUGUGUGUAAGUUCCUGGCCCGAUGUCAGAGUCCCAGCGGCGGGUUUGCAGGGGGCCCCGGCCAGCAUCCGCACCUCGCUCCCACUUACGCAGCCGUCAACGCGCUCUGCAUCAUCGGCACAGAGGAGGCAUACAACGUGAUCGACAGGCAAAAACUGCUAGACUUCUUGUAUUCACUGAAGCAGCCUGAUGGGUCGUUCAUCAUGCACGUGGGCGGUGAAGUGGAUGUCAGAAGUGCUUACUGUGCUGCUUCGGUGGCAUCCCUGACAAACAUCAUCACGGCCCCGCUGUUUGAGGGAACCCCCAGUUGGAUUACAAGGUGUCAGAACUGGGAAGGAGGUCUUGGUGGUGUACCUGGACUAGAGGCCCACGGUGGUUAUACUUUCUGCGGAAUGGCUGCCAUGGUGAUUCUUCAAAAGGAACACAUGCUGGACCUCAAAUCCUUGUUACGCUGGGUUACCAGCAAGCAGAUGCGAUUUGAAGGAGGGUUCCAGGGCCGCUGCAACAAGCUGGUCGAUGGCUGUUACUCAUUCUGGCAAGCUGGACUGCUUCCCCUCCUGCACAGAGCCCUACAUACACAAGGGGGUUCCAGUCUCAGCAUGACGAACUGGAUGUUUCAUCAGCAGGCUCUGCAGGAGUACAUCCUUCUCUGCUGUCAGAACCCAUCCGGAGGGCUGCUGGAUAAGCCUGGCAAAUCCAGAGACUUUUAUCAUACCUGCUACUGUCUAAGCGGACUUUCUAUAGCACAGCAUUUUGGGAGCCGGGAGAUCCAUCACGAAGUGAUCGUGGGCAAAGAGGAAAACUGCCUGGCCCCAACUCACCCAGUGUACAACAUCUGUCCUGACAAAGUAGCACAAGCUGUACAGCACUUUCAUCAGAUGGCUGUCCCUGGGAAGAGUGGAUCAAGUUCCCAGACUCCUAACCUCUAAUACUUUCUUCAGAAAAAACUUCGGGUAACAUCAUAGGUUUAGGCCAUUUAUAAGUAAUACUCUGGUUUGUCAUUGGCGUCUGCAUGGACAUCUGACGCUGCAAAAUCCUUGUUUCUGCACGGCCAGCUGACUCGUGGUACAAGGAAGUGAAGGUGCAUGUGGAAGUUUGUGAACGCAGUCUGUAAGUGGUGAGCCUGAAUUAAGAAAACCAGUGCAGGAGUUCAUUGGGAGUCUGGUUUGGAUUUUAAAAAAAUGCAAAUAAAAGGUGAAUGCGUUCAAUAUUGUAUUCCAGGACCAGGUGAUUAAAAACCAAGAUGUUAUUUUGAAUGGCUUUGUGUGAAGGGCAAGAAAUGUCUAGUGCCACUUAAGGCCUCCACAGUGAGUGAACGUGGUGGGUACUAUCAGUAUUCUCUACCUAUGGUCUUACCCAGAAGUACUGCAGCAAGAAUUAUUAUUUUUUUAAAGCCAUGUAGGAUCAUGUUAGAAUUCUAACUAGAUUUUUUAGUGUUACUAAUAAAUGUUUGAAAUCUAAAUUUACUAUUCUUUUGUGUUCGUUCAUUAUUCUUUGCUUGCCAACAGUACGAGGCCCAAAGGCAUCAAUUGACUUUAAGAGGGAAUUUCUUUCAAACAACUUGCCUGAGGAACUGGUGUCAAAAUUGGCAGGAAGGGCAGCUGAAUCCAGCCCCUCUACAAACCGGUACUCUCUAUAAUUUGUGGGACCUGACCCAAAUCCCUAUUGCUAUGAAUAGUGUGACAUCCUCUACAAACUGGAACCUGUGUAUUCUGGCAUCCAGCACGAUUUUCGGCCUCUUCUGUGUACAGUCUAUGUAAAUAUGACUGUGCAAUCCAGCACCGGAUUGUUUAAACAUAAGAAAGACGUUGCGUAUAUAUUCACAAGCCCUGUCAGCACCAUUCUGAAUUGUGUAGGUGUUGAACAGCAACUAAAUGUCUGAAUGUCCACACAAUGAGAUCUCUCUGGGGGGAAAAAUGUGCUUAUCAAAAAAGCUGAACGCUGUCUAGACAAUUGUCCGGUCCUAAGUGACACCAGAUUGGACAGGUCUUACUGUAUUGUUGUCUCAGCUCUAGUGGAACUAUCCUAGGUUAUAUUUGUAGCAAUGAACUUCUCUAUUGCCACAUUCUUCAUGUUUAUUAAAUCUACUUACAUAAUUGGUUACAUUUUUCCUACUUUGCACACGUUUAACAUGAGUGCCAUAUCUGAACUUUAGUCACCCACCGUAUGUUUAGCAUUAUGAUAUGUGAUAAAUAUCAAAAUAAAUGUGGCAAUAGUCAAGGACAUUUCUGCAAAUCCACCCUACGGUACUUUCCUGUUUUCCAGAAUGAUUAAGCUUACCUUGCACUGAAAAUGUAGUCAAUAGAAUCCACUAUUUUUGAUCUCCAUUUUAAAGUCAAAGUGGUCACUUCACUUUUUAUAGCCAUCAUGUACAUAACAUAUAUACUGUUCAGCAUGGUUUGAGUUCUCAUUCAAAAUGUGGACCCUUAUGCACUGAUGCAUGUCUGUCUCACUCUAAAUGGUGAACUGAGGAACUGCCUUGAAUUUCCACCAAUGUUCUCAGAACUAAAGCCUCAUACAAGACUCGUUCACAAAGCCGCCUGGACUUAUCGGAUUACUCCGAAACUAUUUUAUUCAAAAUUUUAAACCUGUAGAUUAACAAAAUGCAGGAUUAUGAGGAUCCUUUAUGUAUACGCACACUGGUUUCCUUUGUUUUUUAAUAAAAAAAAGACAGAUCCAUCUUUAAAGGAUAAAAUAGUUUUAUUUAUAGUCUCAUAUUAAAGGUAAGCCUUAACUUGCAAGACAAUUGUUGACAGUAUGUACAACAUACCUGUAAUUUCCAUGGAAUGGAAUUAAACGUGAACAAAUAUCUAUUUAGUACACACUAAUUAAAGUUCUAAAUGAAAAAAGGAAAAAAAAAAAAAACACAAAA
Molecule: messenger RNA, 3347 nt
Organism: Acipenser ruthenus (sterlet)
Lineage: Eukaryota; Metazoa; Chordata; Actinopteri; Acipenseriformes; Acipenseridae
Product: protein farnesyltransferase subunit beta-like
Exons: 12
Coding region: 148-1404 (418 amino acids)
Biological process (GO): protein farnesylation
Cellular component (GO): protein farnesyltransferase complex
Molecular function (GO): protein farnesyltransferase activity
Source: RefSeq, a predicted model, not a curated record